GGAAGACGCGGCCCGGGCAGCUGCGCAGGAGGCGAGGACCCGGCGGCGGGGAGAGAGGAGUGGGGAGCCGGCGGCCGCGGGGCGCGGGAGGCGGGAGCAGUCCGGCUGCGGCGGCGGUCGCGGGAGCAGGCGGGCUCCGCGGGGCUCGGCGGGCGCCCGGGCGCGGCUGGCUCCGGAUCCCUACCUGCGCAGACAUCGAGUCAACGAGUAAGCUGAGCACAUUCAACUAGAAGAGAAUCAAAGAGAGAGUCAUCAUGGCUUCAGUGUCUACUCACGGAAACCAAGAUAAAGGCCACCAUUUGCCACCACCAAGCAAGCAGAGUCUGUUGUUUUGUCCGAAAUCAAAACUGCACAUCCACAGGGGAGAGAUUUCGAAGAUUAUCCGAGAAUGUCAAGAAGAAAGCUUCUGGAAGAGAGCUUUGCCUUUCUCUCUUGUGAGCAUGCUUGCCACCCAAGGACUAGUCCACCAAGGUUAUUUAGCAUCUAACCCAAAAUUUGGAUCAUUGCCCAAAGUUGCACUUGCAGGUGUCUUGGGAUUUGCCCUUGGAAAGGCGUCAUACAUACGAGUAUGCCAGAGUAAAUUCCAUUCCUUUGAAGACCAGCUACGUGGGGCUGGUUUUGGUCCAGGGCAUAACAGGCACUGCCUGCUCACCUGUGAGGAAUGCAAAAUUAAGCAUGGAUUACAUGAGAAGGGAAGUUCGUAGCCUUCCGCUUCCUAAACUUCUAUCUAUGGCUUUUGAUGUUUCUCAAACCUCUGAAUUUGUACACAUUUAAAAUUUCCAGUGUACUUUAAAAUAAUAUACGUAGAGUGGAACAGAAA
This is a messenger RNA of Mustela lutreola (European mink), 820 nucleotides long. RefSeq names its product OCIA domain containing 2 (gene OCIAD2). Bases 255 to 704 code for a protein of 149 amino acids. Gene Ontology annotation, cellular component: mitochondrial inner membrane. Lineage: Eukaryota; Metazoa; Chordata; Mammalia; Carnivora; Mustelidae. The record is from RefSeq and is a predicted model, not a curated record. The transcript is spliced from 7 exons.